Molecule: messenger RNA, 4884 nt
Organism: Harpia harpyja (harpy eagle)
Lineage: Eukaryota; Metazoa; Chordata; Aves; Accipitriformes; Accipitridae
Gene: XPO7
Product: exportin 7
Exons: 28
Coding region: 76-3366 (1096 amino acids)
Biological process (GO): protein export from nucleus
Cellular component (GO): nuclear pore; cytoplasm
Molecular function (GO): nuclear export signal receptor activity; small GTPase binding
Source: RefSeq, a predicted model, not a curated record
GGGUUGGUGGGGGGGGGGGGCGGGCGCGUGCCGGGCCCGGCGGAGGCGGAGGGAGCGGAGCAUGAAUGGAGCAAAAUGGCGGAUCAUGUGCAGAGCCUAGCCCAGCUAGAGAACCUGUGCAAGCAGCUGUAUGAGACCACAGACACUGCAACACGGCUCCAGGCAGAGAAAGCCUUGGUUGAGUUCACCAACAGUCCAGACUGCCUGAGCAAGUGCCAGCUUCUUCUAGAAAGAGGGAGUUCAUCCUACUCCCAGUUAUUGGCAGCUACAUGCCUUACAAAACUCGUGUCACGCACAAACAACCCUUUACCAUUGGAACAACGAAUAGAUAUUCGGAACUAUGUGCUCAACUACCUUGCCACUAGGCCAAAGUUGGCAACCUUUGUCACACAAGCACUAAUCCAGUUAUAUGCCAGGAUCACAAAGUUGGGCUGGUUUGACUGUCAGAAGGAUGAAUAUGUCUUCAGGAACGUGAUCACAGAUGUCACAAGGUUUUUACAGGAUAGUGUAGAGCACUGCAUCAUAGGAGUGACAAUCCUGUCCCAACUAACUAAUGAAAUUAAUCAAGUAAGUGCUACAGCCUUCCUCAGUGAAGCGGAUACUACUCAUCCACUGACCAAGCACAGGAAAAUAGCCUCUUCCUUCCGAGACUCAUCCUUAUUUGAUAUUUUCACACUGUCAUGCAAUUUACUGAAACAGGCUUCUGGGAAGAACCUGAAUCUAAAUGAUGAAAGCCAGCAUGGUCUGCUCAUGCAGCUGCUUAAGCUCACACAUAAUUGCCUGAACUUCGAUUUCAUUGGCACAUCAACAGACGAGUCCUCAGAUGAUCUUUGCACUGUGCAGAUCCCAACCAGUUGGAGAUCAGCAUUCUUGGAUUCUUCGACCCUUCAGUUGUUUUUUGAUCUUUAUCAUUCCAUCCCUCCUUCGUUUUCUCCCCUGGUUUUAUCCUGCCUAGUGCAGAUAGCCUCUGUACGCAGAUCCCUCUUCAACAAUGCGGAAAGAGCAAAGUUUUUAUCUCAUCUCGUUGAUGGAGUUAAACGAAUACUGGAAAACCCACAGAGUUUGUCAGACCCAAAUAACUACCAUGAGUUCUGCCGAUUGCUGGCCCGAUUGAAAAGCAAUUACCAGUUGGGAGAGCUGGUGAAGGUGGAGAACUACCCCGAGGUCAUCCGACUCAUUGCCAACUUCACCGUGACCAGCCUGCAGCACUGGGAGUUCGCACCGAACAGUGUUCACUAUCUCCUAAGCUUGUGGCAGCGGCUGGCUGCAUCAGUGCCCUAUGUUAAAGCCACAGAGCCUCACAUGCUUGAAACAUACACACCAGAAGUCACAAAAGCUUACAUCACAUCCAGGCUGGAAUCUGUGCACAUCAUAUUGAGGGAUGGUUUGGAGGAUCCACUGGAUGAUACUGGCCUUGUGCAACAGCAGCUAGAUCAGCUAUCCACCAUUGGCCGGUGCGAGUAUGAGAAGACCUGUGCUCUGCUUGUGCAGCUCUUCGACCAGUCAGCCCAGUCCUACCAGGAGCUGCUGCAGAGUGCCACCGCUAGCCCUAUGGAUGUUGCUGUACAAGAAGGGCGCCUGACGUGGCUCGUCUAUAUUAUCGGGGCAGUGAUUGGUGGUAGGGUCUCGUUCGCCAGCACGGAUGAGCAGGAUGCGAUGGAUGGCGAGUUGGUUUGUCGAGUGCUCCAGCUGAUGAACCUGACGGACUCUCGUCUGGCGCAGGCUGGGAAUGAGAAGCUGGAGCUUGCCAUGCUGAGCUUCUUUGAGCAAUUUCGGAAGAUCUAUAUUGGAGAUCAGGUGCAGAAGUCUUCCAAGCUGUACCGCCGUCUCUCAGAGGUCCUGGGGUUGAAUGAUGAGACCAUGGUCCUGAGCGUCUUCAUAGGAAAAAUCAUCACCAACUUGAAGUACUGGGGUCGAUGCGAGCCUAUCACCUCCAAGACACUGCAGCUGCUCAAUGACCUCUCCAUUGGAUACAGUAGUGUUAGAAAGCUGGUGAAACUGAGCGCCGUACAGUUCAUGCUGAACAAUCACACGAGUGAGCACUUUUCCUUCCUGGGCAUUAACAAUCAGUCCAACCUGACUGACAUGAGAUGUCGGACUACGUUCUACACUGCACUUGGGCGUCUUCUCAUGGUGGAUUUAGGGGAAGAUGAGGAUCAGUAUGAGCAGUUCAUGCUUCCCCUCACAGCUGCCUUUGAGACUGUGGCACAGAUGUUCAGCACAAACACUUUCAAUGAACAAGAGGCAAAAAGAACUUUGGUUGGUUUGGUGAGAGACUUGAGGGGAAUAGCCUUUGCCUUCAAUGCCAAGACCAGCUUCAUGAUGCUGUUUGAGUGGAUCUACCCUUCCUACAUGCCAAUCCUACAGCGGGCAAUUGAACUCUGGUACCAUGACCCAGCCUGCACUACACCUGUCCUCAAACUGAUGGCUGAGUUGGUACAUAAUAGAUCCCAACGGCUGCAGUUUGAUGUGUCCUCACCGAAUGGCAUCCUGCUCUUCCGAGAAACAAGUAAAAUGAUAACUACAUAUGGAAAUCGUAUCCUAACACUUGGGGAGGUUCCAAAGGAUCAAGUCUAUGCCUUGAAGCUCAAGGGGAUUUCCAUCUGCUUCUCCAUGCUGAAGGCUGCACUGAGUGGGAGCUACGUCAACUUUGGGGUCUUCCGUCUGUAUGGGGAUGAUGCACUGGACAAUGCCUUGCAAACUUUUAUCAAGCUUCUGCUUUCCAUCCCUCACAGUGACCUUCUGGAUUAUCCCAAGCUCAGCCAGUCAUACUAUUCCUUGCUGGAAGUUCUUACCCAGGACCACAUGAACUUUAUAGCCAGUCUGGAGCCUCAUGUAAUCAUGUAUAUUCUCUCUUCCAUUUCAGAAGGCCUCACUGCACUAGACACCAUGGUUUGCACAGGCUGCUGCUCCUGUUUGGACCACAUUGUCACCUAUCUCUUCAAGCAACUGUCUCGCAGCACCAAGAAGAGGACCACACCUCUGACCCAGGAGAGCGACCGGUUCCUGCACAUUAUGCAGCAGCACCCAGAGAUGAUUCAGCAGAUGCUGUCGACAGUGCUGAAUAUCAUCAUCUUUGAGGACUGCAGGAACCAGUGGUCAAUGUCGCGGCCUCUGCUUGGCUUGAUACUGCUCAAUGAAAAGUAUUUCUCUGACUUGAGGAACAGUAUAGUGAACAGCCAGCCUCCGGAGAAACAGCAGGCAAUGCACCUCUGCUUUGAGAACCUCAUGGAAGGCAUCGAACGCAACCUCCUAACCAAGAACAGGGACAGGUUUACACAAAACCUGUCGGCGUUCAGGCGAGAGGUGAACGACUCCAUGAAGAACUCCACCUACGGUGUCAACAGCAACGACAUGAUGAGCUGACGUCUCCCAACUCCGCCUGUACAGAGCAGCAUCUCUUUGGCCUGGCCCAGAGGGGUUACCGUUUCCGAUGGAAAGAAAAGAGGGCGUUUCUAAUCCCUGCUCUUCCCCAGGGCUGGAUUGCGGCGCUCGCUUUGGGCCGUACUCCACGUCCCGAGGGAGGAGGGAACAGGAGGGGUUGUUGAGCUCACCGGGGCAGGGUGCUUCUGUUUCCGUGGGAGGGGGUGGAAGGGCAUAAGCCAGGUGCAAGAAUCCAGCGUCUCCCUACCCGAAUGUCUGCGUGGAACGCCAGCGCUCUGCUGCAGCCUGCCUUGUAUAAACAUGUACAUUUUUUCAUAACAUUUUGAACAAGGUUUAUAUUGACUCAGUUUAAAAAAAAAAAAAAAAAGUGUGAUUGAAAUUUUUACAGAGUCCUGGUGCACCGGUGCUGGCGUGAGGGUUGUGUAUGCGAGUGAGGAAAGCGUGUCCUGCAGGCCUGAAGCUUUACUGGGCGAGGGGUGGGUGUGUGAAAGUGCAGAGAUAUAUUUAGUGACAAGUGUAGAGAGAAGCAAAAAAAAAAAAAAACCAAAAAAAACCACAAAAAAAAAAAACCACCAACAAAAAAAAGGCAUUGUAAAAUUCCAAAUGUAUAUUUUUUCUUAUUAAGCCCCUUGAAAUCACAACUUCCUGUUACCGUCUUGCCCUUGUUAUUAGGAACUCUAAGCCAUGCCGCGUGAUCUUUCAUUCGUGCUUGCUCGUGGGUGUCUCUCCUAUCCCCCGGUGUAGCAGUAGGCGCUGUCCCCUCGUCAACCCGCUUCUCGCAGGGCCCUCGCCUUCCUCCCUCCGGACCGACGCUGUGCCGGGUGCCUGCCCAGCGCCAAUCUCCUCAUUCUGCCUUCUCCUUUGUUUUUUUGGUUGUUUUUUUUUUUUCUUUUUCCCCCCCCAUCUCAGUGGAGCAGGUAGCACGCGUGGGAUGCUCGGGCUGCCGGCGAGCUUGCCGCGCUCUCGGGAGCUCGCAGCAGCGAGCGUGGCCGGCCCCUGCGGCAGCACACACCUGCGCUCGGACCGAGCCGGCAGCGCGGGGCUGCUGCAGCCAACCUGCCACCUCGGAGGGUUCUUAAUAACAAGGUUUGCCUAGCAUGAAGUAUUUAACGCCCCCUUUAAAAUUAUUCCAUUUUUUCUAAGUCACCAUAAUAAAUGUUUUGGAUAUUAAAAUUGACUUACAGAGGAAAGCUGAUGGGGGAGGGAACCCAUUUGCCUUGUACUUUUUCCACUAUUGUUGCUGCUAGUCGUGUGCAUCCUCUUGCUCAGCUCUACCCACAGACACUCAGUCCUUAGGGCUUCAGUUUCUCUUCCCAGGCACCACCUACUCUUUAUUUUAUUUUAUUCCCCCCCCCCCUUUUUUUUUUGUUUUCUUUCCUCUGGCGAUUGUGUGUUGGGUCCUUUUUCGCGUGAGCAGAUUGCUGGUUGACUUGUAAGGGUGUUUGCUGCAUACAGUGUAAGCAUUGUGACUGCAAAUAAAACUUCAAUGGUUUCUACUGA